Centruroides sculpturatus (bark scorpion) is the source of this 1024-nucleotide messenger RNA. RefSeq lists its product as uncharacterized. The record is from RefSeq and is a predicted model, not a curated record. The transcript has 3 exons. Bases 44 to 871 code for a protein of 275 amino acids. NCBI's taxonomy places the organism in Eukaryota, Metazoa, Arthropoda, Arachnida, Scorpiones, Buthidae.
UGCCAUUAAAACAUAUUUCGGCAAACACCGAACUGAAAGCAGUAUGAAAACAGUCCUGUUUAUAGUUGUCCUUAUUGGUAUUGAAAGUGUAGAAAAUACUCACGAAUUGGAGAAAGAAAUAAAGAAAUAUGGAAGAAAAAUUGAAGAAAACCAGCAAAAGUCUGGUGAUUUCGUGAGAAGUGGAGGAAAUCUGAUGAACGAACAAGUACUCGGAAAGGAUUCAAAACGACUGUUGCAGGGUGACGAGAUGACUAACGGUAUAAUUGACGUAGUGUCAGAAAUACUUGGAGGCAUUCCAGUUAAUAUGCCGGGUGGAAGUAUGGUGACUUAUGAUGGAUUAUUGGAAAAUCUUCUGAAGGACUUUAAUCUAGCUAAAUUUAUUAACUGUACCUUAAACCAGCUUCAGUCUAAUAUGGACAAAUGCUUUAGGGGACUUUUACUCAAUGGUUUCAACAUUAGUUCUGUUUAUUUUAAUAUUAAUGCGUUACUAUUUGGAAUUAAUGGUCGUGAGGACGAAUGCACCACGUGUGGUGGUAAGGAUCUAGAUAUUCAAUUGACACUUCUUGAAAAUCUCUGCCCGCUUGUCGCUAAUAUUACGUAUUAUUUGGGUUGCAUCGUAAAAGAAACUUCUAAACUCAGCUGUUUUAAUUAUAUCGGCACACGUCUUCAAGAAACUCUUUAUUGCAUCGGAGAAUACGUUGAAGCUCUUUCUUCCGGAGAAGAAGGCUACAAUUGUAUCGUAUUUGGUAAGAAUAUUGGAGGAUUAACAACGGUCGUUUUAAACCUUCUUGAUGAUUUCUUAGGAGACACUUCAAACCAAAUGAUUUCUCAAUCAGAAACGAAGUAUGAAUGUCGUAAAUUAGGCCUGUAACUACUAUAAAUGUAAUCAAGUAAUAAUAAAAGUAUCCUGUGAUAAUUAAUAGAAAAUAUGCUAGAAGAUUUAGAUUUAAAAAAACCACGAUAUUGAAAUCAAUGGCGUGAUUUUUAUGAAUUUAAACAAUGGAAUGUGUAUGUAUUGAUAAUU